Molecule: messenger RNA, 1443 nt
Organism: Arabidopsis thaliana (thale cress)
Lineage: Eukaryota; Viridiplantae; Streptophyta; Magnoliopsida; Brassicales; Brassicaceae
Gene: VAM3
Product: Syntaxin/t-SNARE family protein
Exons: 7
Coding region: 316-1122 (268 amino acids)
Biological process (GO): intracellular protein transport; vesicle-mediated transport; late endosome to vacuole transport
Cellular component (GO): late endosome; membrane; vacuolar membrane
Molecular function (GO): SNAP receptor activity
Source: RefSeq, marked reviewed
CCCAAACCAAAAUCUCAAUAAACCAAACCAAUUGUUUAAUUUGGCAAGAAAAACAGAAACGAGGAGAGGUUACUAAAUAUAUAGAAAUAAAAGGAUCAAAAAGGAAACAACUUUAUCUCAGCUUUUUCUUCUCAAUUAAAAUCAGUUUGGGAUUUUUUCGAAAACGCUUUUCAAUCUUCGUCUAUCUGUCUCCACGAUCCACGCCUUGACCUUCGUUUUUUUUUUCUCAGAGAUUAGAGAAAACUCCGAUAACCAAUUUCUCAAUCUUUUUGUAGAUCCAAUUUUUCCAGGAAAAAAAGAGGUUUCGCGAAGAAGAUGAGUUUUCAAGAUUUAGAAUCAGGAAGAGGAAGAUCAACGAGGAAAUUCAAUGGUGGUCGACAAGAUUCGACACAAGCCGUUGCUUCUGGAAUAUUCCAGAUCAAUACCGGAGUCUCCACGUUUCAGCGACUCGUUAACACACUUGGUACUCCCAAAGAUACACCGGAGCUCCGGGAGAAGCUGCACAAGACAAGGUUGCAUAUUGGACAGCUUGUGAAGGAUACUUCAGCUAAACUUAAAGAAGCUAGUGAAACUGAUCAUCAAAGCGGUGUCAAUCCAAGUAAGAAGAUUGCAGAUGCUAAGCUUGCAAGGGACUUUCAAGCUGUUUUAAAAGAGUUUCAGAAAGCUCAACAAACUGCUGCUGAAAGAGAAACCACUUAUACUCCUUUCGUGCCUCAAUCUGCUCUUCCCUCUAGCUAUACGGCGGGUGAGGUGGAUAAGGUACCGGAACAGCGGGCACAACUUCAGGAGUCGAAAAGACAAGAACUUGUAUUGUUAGACAACGAGAUUGCAUUCAACGAGGCUGUGAUUGAAGAAAGAGAGCAAGGAAUACAAGAAAUCCAUCAGCAAAUUGGUGAGGUUAACGAGAUAUUCAAAGAUCUUGCGGUUCUGGUUAACGAUCAAGGAGUCAUGAUAGAUGAUAUUGGUACUCACAUUGACAACUCCCGUGCUGCAACUUCACAAGGAAAAUCUCAGCUUGUGCAAGCCGCGAAAACACAAAAAUCAAACUCCUCUCUGACAUGCUUGCUCUUGGUGAUAUUUGGCAUUGUUCUCCUGAUCGUGAUUAUAGUACUCGCAGCUUGAUUUCGAACAGCAAGAACAUUUCGUUUGUGUGUGUUCAUUGAUCUUAAGGCAUCAAUGACUGGAACUACUUGGUAUAUAUUAUAUGUUGAAGAGAACACUUAGAAGUUGGUUUUGUGUUUGUUUGGGUUGGUUCAGUUCGGUUUGAGGUUCUAUUGGUUAAUGUAAUAGUGUGUGCGUGUGUGGCUUUUUUGUUGUGCAAACAUUUUGUUGGAGAUGACAGAAACUCUGUUUUGUUUGUGAUUCUCCUAUGUUCUCCUAAAUCUUUGUUGAGAGGAAACAAAAACUAUUUGCUCAAUGAGUGUCACAAAGAAGUUUGAAACC